Messenger RNA from Paramormyrops kingsleyae, 4467 nucleotides. Its product is annotated as galectin-5-like. The record is from RefSeq and is a predicted model, not a curated record. Gene Ontology annotation, molecular function: IgE binding; laminin binding; disaccharide binding. Gene Ontology annotation, cellular component: nucleus; cytoplasm; immunological synapse. Gene Ontology annotation, biological process: monocyte chemotaxis; negative regulation of endocytosis; neutrophil chemotaxis. Lineage: Eukaryota; Metazoa; Chordata; Actinopteri; Osteoglossiformes; Mormyridae.
GGGUUUUCUCUGGGAGUAUUGAAUUCCUCCUGUUGUCUUGAAGAAGUGUAGUUAGUCUAAUUGAUGUUGCUUAAUUGCCCCUAGUGCAAUUUUGCAUGUGGCUUGUGAUGGACCAGUCCAGGAUUAGAAGGUAGAUGGAUGGAUUGUUCUUAGGUUAUAGGAUUGUGGUUAUCAGUACAAAGUCACCAAAAAGUUAGGAAUACAUUUGAAGAGCAAAUUUCCAAAACUCAUUCAGUCUGCUUUUUUUAAAUGUUUAAAAAAAUUCUGUGGGCUUUUUGUUUUGGAAAUUUAACAAAAGAUUUUUUACAAAAGGUAAUCUGUUGUGUGUGAGCAGGUCUGUUUGUGCUAAGCAUUACCAUCAGUAGGUAACCCAUUAAUGUGUGUGAGCUGGCCUGUCUGUCAUGCCCUGCUCAUCCGAUCCUCCUAAACUUCGUGUGAAAUCCUGAUCGUUUCCUGUUUUUUCCAUUGAGUCCUGUGUAUGUCAGUCCGCGUUCGAGUAUGUUUCCCGAGGUCUGUCAUUGAAGUCUAACUGUGUAGUGCUGCCUGUCUUUACCUGUCCCUGCUCCCUUUUUCCGUUAAAUCCUGUGUUACCCCAUCCUCUCCUGCUUCCCUGCUCCAUGCACCGCGAUCGGUCAUGACAGGAUGACAGACCUCCAAAAGAAGAUGCCUCGAAACGGCAACGAAAAGGCUUCCAUCCUCACCGAUUAAGAAUACCUCAACCUCACCGAUGUCUCUACUGGCUACGGCAACCCGAGAUCUGGGAGGAUCCAGCUGCCCAAGCCCUAGCUAACAGGAGCAGGAACUAUUGUCCCUGCCCGGCGAUGUGCACCAAGCAAAUGAGGUGCGCAAAAACCUUCGGCAGCUGAGAGAAAAGGCGUUUGAAUUGAUGAUGCGGUAGGUAGCAAUCAACAGCAGAUUAUCCCACAAUCCGCUGCCUGAAGCACCCAUGGUUUCGUCAAAAACAGGGCGAAGGCAGAGACGGCGGAGUUCCUGGAAGCAGGAAUACACGCUGGGGAUCCUCCUUGGGACUACCCUGGUUUCCUGUGUUUCCCCUGCCAGGUGUUGGAAGACGCCCCUUCCGAUUCUGGACCCAGCAGUGUUCAGCCCUGACGUCAACACCGCCGCUUUGCGCAAGCGGGUGCCCGAAGCCUGCAUCACCGCCGCAAGGAGCGCAGCGCACCCGCCUGCUCCUUCGCUGCCAGUGCCGGCAGCUCGUCCCUUUGCAGGGAUGUGCCUGGCACUUAAGGAGGCCAGGUCGGUUAGGGACGCUAUCCUGCGGGUUCCCAGGAUCCCUAAAUGGGCAGCGACCACUGCUAAGGUGCAAACCCCUCCAGAGGUUCCUGCGCGAGUGGACGAUGUUUCACUCCUCGCGGUUCCUGCACCGGCGGUCAAUGCUCUGCUCCCCAUGGUUCCAGCACCGACGGUUGAUGCUCGGCCCGUUCCUGAUGUUUUUGCUCUGCCCAUUUCUGAUCUGCCCGACCUGCCUGUUCCUGGCCUGCCUGUACCUGGUGUUCCUGACCCUGCUCGGAGGCCCCUGCUGUGUCACCGCCCGGCAAGGUUCCAGUCCCGGUGGCUGUCAUGCCACCCUGCGGGGUUCUAGUCCCAGCGGCUGAUGCAUCACCCUGUGUGGUUCCAGUCCCAGCGGCUGACGCGCCACCCGGCGGGGUUCCAGUACCACCAGCUGACAUACCGUCCUGUGGGGUUCCAGUUCCAGCAGUUGAUGCGCCAUCCUGCAAGGUUCCAGUCCCGGCAGCUGACACGCCACCCUGUGGAGUUCCAGUCCCGGUCCCUGACCUGGCCCCAGAGGUUCCCGCUCUGCCUGUUCCAGACCUGCCCCCAGUGCCUCUGGUUCCAGUCCCUCCGGCUCUAGUUCCCACGGGUUCCUGAACCAGUUUGUGCACCACCAGCUCCCAAGCCCCCAGUUCCUGUCCCCGAGGAGGUUCCGGACUGCGCGACCACUGUUCCUUCUCCCUUUGAGGAGGAGGAGCUCGAAUGGGACCCCUCAGGGGUUCCCCUGGUGGCCCCACUGGACCCCUCCAGGGGAGUAACCCCUCUAAAGCCUCCACAGCAGGGCAGAUCCCAGCCAAGUCCCCACUUUUCAGUCUCCUGGAAGGGGAGAGGACAUCUACGCCGGGGUUGUGUCCCACCCGCCCAGCACCCUGACUCAGCCUCAGUACCCCAGGCUUCUGCUCGGUGUUUCGGCUCGGGGGUCGCCUUCAGUCCCUCCUGCGGCACCUUGUCGGCCGACUAUGGUCCUACCUCAGCCGCCUUAUUGGUCGCCUUCGGAACUCCCCGCUCCAACUUGUCGGUCGCCUACACCUUCGUCAGCUGUAGCAGUGCCUUCACCUGCGGCGGCUCCUGCUCCCUCCUCCCCUCUGCUACUUUCCACUUCGUCUUCAUCUUCCUCCUUGCCCAGUUCUCCUGCUCCUUCCUUACACUCGCCGAGGGUCCCUCCGGCUCCGACUUUGUGGUCAUCUGCUGCCCCUGCGGCUUCCACCUCUUGCCCACUGGGGUUCCCUCAGGCUCCCCAUUGUCCCCUGUCCUUCCGGCCACCUGUGUCUGCUCCUCGUCCCUCUUGCCUUCGUUCACUCCUGGUCCCUUCCUUCCUCCCGUUGGUGUUUCCCCUGUGUCUCCUUGCUUAGUGCCCCUGUGCCUGUUUGCCUUCCCUGUGGUUUGUCAGUGGUUGUCUGGCCUGUUGUUCCUGUGCCCAUUCUGUAUGUCCGUCCUGUUUCCGAUGUCCUGUUAUUGUUCUUGGUUUUGUUUCCCCAGGUCCUGUGCAGUUCCCAGUCUCGUCCGUCACUCCCCUUGGGGUGUGCCCAGAGUGCGCGCCUUUUGGGGAGGGGGGGUUCUGUCGUGCCCUGUUCGUCUGAUCCUCCUGUGUGCCACACCCCCUCAUUAACCUCUUGUGAAAUCCUGAUUGUUAACAGCUGUUUCCUGUUUUUUUCCCAUUGAGUCUAACUGUGUAGUGCUGCAUGUCUUUACCUGUUCCAUGUCCCUGCUCCCUUUUUAUAUUAAAUCCUGUUUUACCCCAUACAACCUGUUCCUCUCCUGCUUCCCCGCUCCGUGCACCACGAUUGGUCACGACACUGUCUGAGCUGCACAUUAACAUCAGUGGCAAGGUUGUAUCCAACUAUGAGGUCACCGUGAUCCAGACCUCAGUAAUUUUUUAAGAGUUUAAAAUUUAAAUUGCCGCUGAAUAUUAACCUGAAUAAAAACUUAGGCUAACUAAUGUUUCACGUUACUAAUUACUUUAGACAAAAAAAAACAGCUUAUGAAGGGGACGGAAUCGAUAAUGUGAUUGAUGAGACCCACCCCUCACCCCAGGGUCCUGGACCUCACUAUUUUUCAAAUCCUGGCUAUGGCCCUGCUUUCUGAGGCCAUUAGUAACUGCCAAUCAGUGAACAAUUCCUGGACGGGCCAAAAAACUCAACCUUCUUCUGGGACAAUGUGGUCUGGAGAGCCAAGCCAACCAUGCUGGCCUGGAGAACAACCAGCGCAGUCAAACUUCCCCUAUUUUCCUGGGCAACCAACCUCAUCUACUGCCCCCAGCUGGCCUGGAAAUCCAGGACAAUCAGCUGGACAACCAGGCCAGGUGCUCUGCCCAGAGCAGCCAAACCCACCUGUUGUACUUGGCUGGCAAGGACAGUCCAGCUGGCCCACUCAGCCAGCCAUACCCGCCCUGCACCCCGGCCAGCCCGGAUGGCCCGGCCAGACCCCAUCCACUCCAUCCCAGCCCUGGCCCUGCCCACCCAUUGCACCAUUGGCAGUGCCAUACCACAUCGACCUCCCGAGAGGAAUGUAUGACAGGAUGCUGAUCACCAUCCGCGGGCAGGUCAACCACAAUGCUAACAAGAUUACCAUCAAUUUGCUGCGGGGUAAGGACAUUGCCCUGCACAUCAACCCACGCUUUAAUGAGGCUGGCAGGCAGGUGGUGGUGAGGAACCACAGGGUGGAUGAGUGCUGGGGCCGGGAGGAGAGAGAGCUGCAGGCCCCCUUCCCAUUCACCAGGGGCACGCCCUUUGAGAUCAAAAUCCUGUGCACUUACAAUGAAUUCAAGGUUGCAGUGAACAACACACAAGUGUUGGAGUUCAAGCAUCGCAUACGAGAGCUGAACCAGAUCAACCGCAUUGACAUCUGUGAUGACAUGACCCUCGCAUCCAUCAGUGUGGAUAACUUGCCCUGAGCCCCAUCGCUUUAAGGGGGCCACUAACUUCAUUGGCUUUUCCUGUCUCCGGUUCAUUAAAGCCUGUGUACUAAUAUCUACCAUUACUGUAUGCUUUGUUGUAAAUUUUAACAUAAAUUGCAUGACUGUAUUAAAUUGAGGUAUAAUUUGCCCUUGUAUCUAGGUUUCAUAUUAAAGAAAUUGUGGUCCCCCAGAUGUAUUGUUGAUGUCUGAGUUGAUUCCUAACAGAGGCAUUUUGAGUGGUUUGCGGGUAUUAAUAAAAAUAACGAUCAGUACAAUAAUAA